This is a messenger RNA of Pan troglodytes (chimpanzee), 3968 nucleotides long. RefSeq names its product potassium two pore domain channel subfamily K member 3 (gene KCNK3). The transcript has 2 exons. Gene Ontology annotation, biological process: stabilization of membrane potential; potassium ion transmembrane transport. Gene Ontology annotation, molecular function: open rectifier potassium channel activity; potassium ion leak channel activity; outward rectifier potassium channel activity. NCBI's taxonomy places the organism in Eukaryota, Metazoa, Chordata, Mammalia, Primates, Hominidae. The record is from RefSeq and is a predicted model, not a curated record. The coding region runs from base 155 to 1339 and encodes 394 amino acids. Gene Ontology annotation, cellular component: plasma membrane.
GGCGGCGGCGGCCCCGGGCGCUGAGCGGGUGCCCGGCGCGGAGAGCGGCGAGCGCAGCCAUGCCCCAGGCCGCCUCCGGGGCAGCAGCAGCGGCGGCCGGGGCCGAGGCGCGGGCCGGGGGCGCCGGGGGGCCGGCGGCGGCCCGGGCGGGACGAUGAAGCGGCAGAACGUGCGCACGCUGGCGCUCAUCGUGUGCACCUUCACCUACCUGCUGGUGGGCGCCGCGGUCUUCGACGCGCUGGAGUCGGAGCCCGAGCUGAUCGAGCGGCAGCGGCUGGAGCUGCGGCAGCAGGAGCUGCGGGCGCGCUACAACCUCAGCCAGGGCGGCUACGAGGAGCUGGAGCGCGUCGUGCUGCGCCUCAAGCCGCACAAGGCCGGCGUGCAGUGGCGCUUCGCCGGCUCCUUCUACUUCGCCAUCACCGUCAUCACCACCAUCGGCUACGGGCACGCGGCGCCCAGCACGGAUGGCGGCAAGGUGUUCUGCAUGUUCUACGCGCUGCUGGGCAUCCCGCUCACGCUCGUCAUGUUCCAGAGCCUGGGCGAGCGCAUCAACACCUUGGUGAGGUACCUGCUGCACCGCGCCAAGAAGGGGCUGGGCAUGCGGCGCGCCGACGUGUCCAUGGCCAACAUGGUGCUCAUCGGCUUCUUCUCGUGCAUCAGCACGCUGUGCAUCGGCGCCGCCGCCUUCUCCCACUACGAGCACUGGACCUUCUUCCAGGCCUACUACUACUGCUUCAUCACGCUCACCACCAUCGGCUUCGGCGACUACGUGGCGCUGCAGAAGGACCAGGCCCUGCAGACGCAGCCGCAGUACGUGGCCUUCAGCUUCGUCUACAUCCUUACGGGCCUCACGGUCAUCGGCGCCUUCCUCAACCUCGUGGUGCUGCGCUUCAUGACCAUGAACGCCGAGGACGAGAAGCGCGACGCCGAGCACCGCGCGCUGCUCACGCGCAACGGGCAGGCGGGCGGCGGCGGAGGGAGUGGCAGCGCGCACACUACGGACACCGCCUCAUCCACGGCGGCAGCGGGCGGCGGCGGCUUCCGCAACGUCUACGCGGAGGUGCUGCACUUCCAGUCCAUGUGCUCGUGCCUGUGGUACAAGAGCCGCGAGAAGCUGCAGUACUCCAUCCCCAUGAUCAUCCCGCGGGACCUCUCCACGUCCGACACGUGCGUGGAGCAGAGCCACUCGUCGCCGGGAGGGGGCGGCCGCUACAGCGACACGCCCUCGCGACGCUGCCUGUGCAGCGGGGCGCCACGCUCCGCCAUCAGCUCGGUGUCCACGGGUCUGCACAGCCUGUCCACCUUCCGCGGACUCAUGAAGCGCAGGAGCUCCGUGUGACUGCCCCGAGGGGCCUGGAGCACCUGGGGGCGCGGGCGGGGGACCCCUGCUGGGAGGCCAGGAGACUGCCCCUGCUGCCUUCUGCCCAGUGGGACCCCGCACAACAUCCCUCACCACUCUCCCCCAGCACCCCCAUCUCCGACUGUGCCUGCUUGCACCAGCCGGCAGGAGGCCGGGCUCUGAGGACCCCUGGGGCCCCCAUCGGAGCCCUGCAAAUUCCGAGAAAUGUGAAACUUGGUGGGGUCAGGGAGGAAAGGCAGAAGCUGGGAGCCUCCCUUCCCUUUGAAAAUCUAAGAAGCUCCCAGUCCUCAGAGACCCUGCUGGUACCCAGACCCCCACCUUCGGAGGGGACUUCAUGUUCCGUGUACGUUUGCAUCUCUAUUUAUACCUCUGUCCUGCUAGGUCUCCCACCUUCCCUUGGUUCCAAAAGCCAGGGUGUCUUUGUCCAAGUCACCCCUACUCAGCCCCACUCCCUUUCCUCAUCCCCAGCUGUGUCUCCCAACCUCCCUUCGUGUUGUUUUGCAUGGCUUUGCAGUUAUGGAGAAAGUGGAAACCCAGCAGUCCCUAAAGCUGGUCCCCAGAAAGCAGGACAGAAAGAAGGAGGGACAGGCAGGCAGCAGGAGGGGCGAGCUGGGAGGCAGGAGGCAGCGGCCUGUCAGUCUGCAGAAUGGUCGCACUGGAGGUUCAAGCUAACUGGCCUCCAGCCACAUUCUCAUAGCAGGUAGGACUUCAGCCUUCCAGACACUGCCCUUAGAAUCUGGAACAGAAGACUUCAGACUCACCAUAAUUGCUGAUAAUUACCUACUCUUAAAUUUGUCGAGUGAUUUUUAGCCUCUGAAAACUCUAUGCUGGCCACUGAUUCCUUUGAGUCUCACAAAACCCUACUUAGGUCAUCAGGGCAGGAGUUCUCACUCCCAUUUUACAGAUGAGAAUACUGAGGCCUGGACAGGUGAAGUGACCAGAGAGCAAAAGGCAAAGGGGUGGGGGCUGGGUGCAGUGGCUCACACCUGUAUUCCCAACACUUUUGGAGGCUGAGGUUAGAGGAUUGCUUGAGCCCAGGAAUUCGAGACCAGCCUAGGCGACAUAGUGAGACCCCAUCUCUACAAAAAAUAAAAAAUUUACCAGGUGUGGUGGCACGUGCCUGGGAGUCCCAGCGACUUGGGAGGCUGAGGUGGGAGGAUUGUUUGAGCCUGGGAGGUCAAGGCUGUAGUGAGCCCUGAUUACACCACUGUACUCCAGCCUGGGUGACAGGGCAAGACCCUGUCUCAAAAAAAAAAAAAAAAUGGCAAAGGGAGACAAGAGCCCAGCCUACUUGUUCCUAGCCAAAGUGUUCUUUCCUUCCAGCUUGGCCUGCUCUUAAAAGCAAAGCUCCUGCAGUGUACAUCCUGGCAUUGUGUGGCUACCUGGGUUUUAAACCAGAAUCAGAAGUCCCGGGUCAGAGGGCACUGCUGAGGCUCAGCCUCUUCUCUUCUUGGCCAGGAGGCAGCAGCUCUGAAUGGGCCCCUGAGGCUGCACAGGGGCCUUUGUCACUGGGGUGCAUGCUUACAAACAGUGCAGUUCUUGGCACCGAGGUAAGCAGGGCUGGGUCUCAUGGCAGAAAGGCCAGGAUCUGGGGCUCUAGGAAUUUGGGAAUUGGGCAGAGUGGCCAAGAAAGCUGGCAGGCAUAUCCUAUGGGACAUCACACCUGGCACCAUUGUCAUUGUUGGUGCCUGUGUCCCAAGUAGCUAGUGAUAAGCUGAGGCUGCAGCAAGAAACACCCUUCCCAGGUGGGGGAGUUUGGACCAGAGGUGCCCUCUGCCCACCACACCUGCAACCCAGAAGCCCAGAUGGAACGCAGCUGAUGAAGGUGAUGCUUGAGGCUCACUUUUGGGGCCCCACAGCUGGAGCCGGUAUAGUGACUGGGACAACAUCAAGGGGUGGAUGAGGGGCCUCUCCUCCCGCAACACUGCCUUCCCAUGCUGUUCCCCUGCCAGCUCCUUAACACUGCCGACCAAGGCCAGACCUGGCAUUCAGGAAAGUUGGAGGGCAGCACCCAUAGGGUGGCCAGCCUCAGGCCCCACCCCAGCUGUGUCCUCUAGUCUCUGGGGACCCCUGGGGGGAAGAAGUCUACCCUGCUUGUGAGUCCCAUCUCAGUGUGGAGGAACUGGCUGCACGUGGGACCUGAAGGUGCCCUCUGUGUUUAUGUUGGGGGUGGGGGGGCAGUGCUGGCUGCCUCUGUCCUGUGUGUGACCCUGCCCUCGAAGGGUCCUGUCCUGUCAGUCCCGAGGGAGCCACAACCAAAGCUGCGGAGAGAAGGUGGGGAACGGUGCGGAGUGGCCGUGGGGCACAGCGUGGCAGACUGUUCAGUCUCUGCUGGGUCUUUCCUAGGGACCUGGAAGGCCAGUGUUGCUUCCCCCUCACUCCCUUUCACUGCAGGCAGCCUCUCUCCUUCCCCAAUGCCUUAUGCCUGGGCACACUGCCACAGAAUAUGCAAUAUGUGUGGGUGACGAUGCCCUCACGACCACACCCCCACCCCGGGCAGCCCCCGGACUCCAAAGGUCGUGGCUGCCACAGCCUCCCUCAGCUCUUCCUGCCUAUCUGUCUUCACACUGAGAAUGGCGCCCAAUAAAUGCUAUCCACGGAGACCAGG